This is a messenger RNA of Lepisosteus oculatus (spotted gar), 6710 nucleotides long. The record is from RefSeq and is a predicted model, not a curated record. Lineage: Eukaryota; Metazoa; Chordata; Actinopteri; Semionotiformes; Lepisosteidae.
UCAGGGGUACUUUAACGUCUUGUAUGCUUUCCAGUAAAAAAUAUAUUCUUGUAUUAACUUACAAUUAGGGUACGGUAUGAGAAUUAUAUAUGUACAAAUGCUAUGCACAACGCACAUUCCAAGUUGAUUUUAUAAUCGGCAUUCUGUUCAUGCUAUUGAUUUUUGGAGCGCUGCAAAUGAUGUGAAUGGUGGUUGGUUGUAUAGUCUGGUGGUAUAGGCGUAGCUGGUAAGCAGGCGGAUUUGGAAAAAAUGUACGCGAUCUGUCCUGACGGGACAAGGUAGGGAGCAGAGGAGCAGCAUGGUGUCCUGGACAGGCUCUGGGGUGACGGGGAGCGACUGAAGCGACGAUGUCGUACAUCCAGCUGGAGCCCAUCAAUGAGGGCCUCCUGUCAAGACUGUCCAAUUUCUUCCUGUGCCGCUGGACGUGCUGGGCCUGCUUGCAGUCAUGCUGGGAGUGUAGCUGCUGCCAGCCCAGCGAUGAGGAGGUGGAGAUUCUGGGACCCUUCCCUGCACAGACCCCCUCGUGGCUGGUCAGCGACUCCAGCGGAGACAAGGAGGGGGACUCCGACGUGACGGCCAGCGACCCCCCCGCCACGCCCCAGGACAGCUCGCCGGACGGGCGCCGCUCCAGCUCGGACACCUCGCGCUCCACCUACAGCCUGGCCCACCGGCUGUCCAGUCUGGAGGUCCGCAGACCCAGCUCCCCACUGGUGGACAUCAAGCCCAUUGAGUUCUGGGCCAUCGGCUCCAAAAAGGAGGCAGUCCAGCCCUCCGUGCUGAGGAAGCCCUACGUGGCGGCCGAAGAUUACUUCCGCAAGUUUGAGCCGCGGCUGUACUCGGUGGACUCCAGCAGCGACGACAUGGACUCGCUGACCGACGACGAGAUCCUGUCCCGCUACCAGCUGGGCAUGCUGCACUUCAGCACGCAGUACGACCUGCUGCACAACCACCUGAGCGUGCGGGUGAUCGAGGCCCGCGACCUGCCCCCGCCCCUGGCCUGCGACGGCGCGCGGCAGGACAUGGCCCACUCCAACCCCUACGUCAAGAUGAGCCUGCUGCCCGACCAGAAGAACUCGCGGCAGACGGGCGUCAAGCGCAAGACGCAGAACCCCGUCUUCGAAGAGCGCUUCACCUUCGACCUGCCCUUCCUCGAGGCCCAGCGCCGCACCCUGCUGCUCUCCGUCGUCGACUUCGACAAGUUCUCCCGGCACUGCGUCAUCGGCAAGGUGGCCGUGCCCCUCAGCGAGGUCGACCUGGUCAAGGGCGGGCACUGGUGGAAGGCUCUGGUGCCAAGUGCGCAGAAUGAGGUAGAGCUGGGUGAGCUUCUUCUGUCUCUGAACCACCUGCCCAGUGCAGGAAGACUCAAUGUGGAAAUCAUCCGGGCCAAACAGCUGCUGCAAACAGACAUGAGCCAGGGCUCAGACCCCUUUGUAAAGGUCCAGCUUGUGAUGGGACUGAAGCUGGUGAAGACCAAGAAGACGGCUUGCAUGAGGGGCACAAUCGACCCCUUCUUCAACGAAUCCUUCAGCUUCCGCGUCACUCAGGAGGAGCUGCAGGACGUCAGCCUGGUCCUCACAGUGUACGGGCACAACAUGAAGAGCAGCAACGACUUCGUGGGGCGCAUCGUGAUCGGCCGCUUCUCCACGGGGCCCCCCGAGAGCAGCCACUGGCGCCGGCUCCUGAGCUCCCAGCGCACGCCCGUGGAGCAGUGGCACAGCCUGCGGUCCCGGGCCGAGUGCGACCGCGUCUCGCCCGCCUCCCUCGAGGUCACGUGACUGCUGCUGGGCCCCCCCCGGGAGGCAUGAGGGGCGGGGGGUGGGGGGUGGGGGGCUGCCGGGGUGGCCUUCUGGAAGAGAGAGAUGGAGCGUGGCCUGGGAGCAGGGGGGCCUUGUCUCCCAAGGGUUGGUCUCAAUCCCCAUGGUCUGCAGCGGCGUCUCUUCUCAGCGGCCAGCCACUGGAUUAUUACGACUCAUGUGGGAGGAGGCUGGAGGAGAUCAUCAGCUCAGUUAGCCACUCGCUGGGCUUGAAAGGCCUCCACUCGUGUGUCUCCUUACUUACUUCCUCACUCAAGCCGGGUUCCUUCCCUUCUCUUUGAGACAUCUUAACAGCGCUGUGCAGAUUCUUCUGACUGAGGUCCACCAUUCGUGGCUCUUUUCUAAAACCUGCAGCGCCUGCCGUCCCAGCUGUUGUAAAAUCUCAUGCACCCAGACCCUGGACAGCUCUGAGUUCUGCAGCGGCAGGAGGCCUGGCCUUUUAGCGUAGUGGAAUUCCCUCCUGUCUGGGGAGCAGCGCUCUGGGGCUCCAAAGCCGCAGAUGCUAAAGAGCAGAGAGCAGCUGUGUUGGAGUCCCAGGAGGGGCAGUGCUCCUGCUCACUCAUCAUGCACAGUGUUGUUGGGAGACCAGGAGCUGAGAGAGCUGAGUCUCUUAGCUGCUGCCCAUAUUUGUCCCAAGGUAAAGUGAGCAAUACACCCUCUGUUUUGUUCCACUGCAGUUCUGGAGGUUCUUUGCAGCUCUAGAAGUGACCCAUAGGCAGAGGGGAUUUUUUUUCCUGGUGACAUCAUUUUUUGCUUGCCCCUCAUCAGUCAGUUUUACUGCCCUGCUGCGGUGCAUCCUUCAGAAAGCAUCUAGUCUGCUGGUCUUGCUUUCACACAACAAGCUGACCCUUUUCUGUCCAGCAUGAGGCCACUCAAUCCCAAUGGCAUUCUGCCAUUUCUGUGCAACUCAUGGUUGGCUAAAGAGUCCAGUUUUCAGCCAGCAAUCUCUGGACUGUAGGUUUCACCUAAGCAAGUGCCAUUAUUAGCGAAUCUCCAGGUUCUGUUUUUUUGAACCAUCAAAAUCUGAAUUCCCCCCCCCCACACACACACACCUGGCUAGUAGCACUGGGGUGCUGGUCUUGAACAGGGGAGCCCCACUGAAUGUCAGGAAACAAAGUGCCACGAACUGCACACCAGGUCAUACUCAGCAGUGCUUUCCAGUCUCGUCUAAAAGAGAAAUCCCCCCUCCUCUGAGCGGUCUCUUCCUCGGGUGUUCGGAUUCGUCAGUCUGGAGAGUCAGCCACAGCUGUAUUGCGCCGCUGCACUGCAUGAGAAGUGCAUCUCCUUCUGAUGAAGCUAGCAGUCAGUGAUACGAGCCCCCUCCCCCACCCUCCCGCCCCCCCCAAAAAAAGAGAGAAGGUAAGGAGGUAAGGAGGUGCACCCGCGGGCACCGUUGAAUCCAGCCUGUCCCAGGGAAUCCAGUGGAAGCCAGGCUGCGCUGGGGAGUCUCUCUGUGGCAGUCCUGAAUGUGGGUGCGUCUGUGUGUCUGUCUGUCUAGAUCACCGUGCCAGUGAUCUCUGUGAGUUUGUCCUUGUGGCUGCAGUAUCGUCCAUCUGUGUGUGUUCUCUUUAGUAGCCCUGGGAACCACACGCCAGGCAGACCCCAGAGUUCCGUGAAGAAAUUAGUUUGUGCCUCAAAACUCUUCUAGUUUUAUGUAGCAUUUAUAUAUACAGUGCAGCCAAUGCACUCGUGCACUAUGCGUACUGUAUGUGUGUGUGUAAUUUAUUUUGUGCUGAUAUUUCUUCCCAGAUUCCUUUCCCACAGGACUUGAUAUAUCUGGACUUGUUGCGCAGUUUUUCCCUAAUCAGAAUCACCGCCAUUAGCACCAGUAUCACACUACAGAGGUCACAACUGCUAUCCGUGCUGGAGGUCACUGAUGGUUUCUGAUGCGGCGCGUUUCCCUUCGACUUGCGUGGUUGGAGGAGCGGCCUGAAACCCUGAACUGGACCUCUCAGUUUCGGCUGAUCCUGUCUAGAUUUUAUCCUCCCGUCUAGUCCCCCUUCACAAUGGCAGAAGGCAGGAUCCGCCCAGCAGCGGAGGCUUUGUGCUGAAGCCUGAUACUACUAGGACCCCUUCAGACCUCCUGAGAGGCUGAGGUGAUUAUCGCAACAAGAGCAUCGUGCGAAUCAUGUUACUGUGCCUGUUAUUUAUUUGCAUUUUUUUUUUUAUUUCAUCAUGGUAUAUACAGAAUAUAUAUAAAAAAAUACAACAGUGAUUUUAUUCUAAAUACAAGGAGUAUAUAUUGAACAAAUCGAUGUGAAUAAUGUUUGAUAUGUAAAAAAAUAAAAUAUAUACAUAAGACAAACAGUUCUGAGGACUUUGAGAUACCUUUGCUGAUGAGCUGUAUAUUCUAUAGAGUAUAUAUACAGUAUGCUAGAUGUGCUAUAAUGACUGACUGACCUUUUGGGACUGUGGGUCACUCCUUCUGGAGUUCCAAUGUAAUGUGAACAGUUUGUGCUUUGGGGAUAUCUUCAGGACUUGAGGACUGGUUACCUUGCUCUCCCUUAACUGAGCACGUCAGGGGCUGUUCCUGUUAGUUUGCAUGUCACUUUCUGGGCAGAUGAGGGUGUUUGUCUGGAGUCAAGCUUCAAGGUGGCUCUCCAUCACUGAGCAUGAACUGAACUACAGCCCCCACAAUGCCUUUCUGCUUCAGAAGCUCGUGUCUGUGCCAUAAACAAGAAAGAGGAGCUUCAGGAAUGGAGUGGGAUCCAGGAAUCAUCAGAGGCAGUGAAAGAAGGUCAGGAGUAUCCCUUUAAAACAUCCCUUCUCGUCUGUGUCCUGCAGACAGUGGGGAAUGUGUUGCAUUUGUUAGGAAACAGAGAUGUAAAUUGUAUUGUAUUGGAAUUGUGUCUUCUGUCAAACUGGCUUUGCAUUGUGUGUACUCUGAAUCACUCUGUUCAUCCCGAAGAAAUGAAUGUCAUUACUGUAGGCAAUAAAUGCUUGUCAUUCCUGAACUACCCAUUCUUUCAAACCCAAGACACUGUAGACAGAAACUCUUUCCUUGCUUGUGCUAUUUCUAGUUUAAAUUUUCCCAUAACUUUUCCUUUUUUCAAAGAGGGCGAAUUCUUUCUUUCAGGAAACUGCUGUUCACGUUAUUUAAAAAGACUUUGCACUUAAUGUUUAUGGGGACAUGGUCCUAUCCAGUGUCUUGGUUAUAUGCACAUGAACUGCACGACUGGCAGUCGUGAUCUUAAUUAGCACUGGGAUUUUUAUUCUCCUAUGAAGACUUAAAAUUAGGGUUGUGGACAGGGCACUUUUCAGCGGCUGGUGACGUCGCUGUGAUUGGUAUCUGGAGAAAAGGAGAUUUCUUGGCUUCGUGUUGGGAAGUUCUCUUGUCUUAUUCUCCUGCGCCACAUGGCAUCAACGGUGACAAUUAAGCCUGUGCUCUUGUGACCUCAUCAAUGUCAUCUACUGUAAGCAGUGUGAGUGGACUGCAUAUGGAUCCCAUAGCAGGGAGCCCGUGGAGGGCGUCUGUGUCAUAAGACACUAGUUCUCCCUUACUCUGGAGUUGUGGGUGCGAAUACUUGAAAGUCCGAACUGUGUCCUUCUGCACUUGUCACUGUUGUCCACAACUUCAGCAGGCUGUGUGCGUCUGCUGCCAUUGUUGCCACGGUUACGCAGUUCUGCCUGGGAGGGAGAGACUGCUGCUGUGCUUCUGAGCCCCUCGGACAAGUCGCGCGGUUCACUGGAAAUGCAAAACGCAAAGAGCUUGCAGAAAUCGGGGUCCCUGCCUAUGGAGGGCUGCAGGAAAUACCAUUCUUCUGCAAGAGCAUUCAAACAUUUGCAACAUCAACACAUUGUAGAACACAUUGAAUGCAUAUAAGGCGGUAUGUGUGUCUUGUGUUAGGACUUUAGAAACGUGCUUUGAUUAGGGAUUUGUCCAUUUUCAGGUGUUGUGCUGAUUCUCUGUCUUGAUAAAAGAUGUAAGGCAAGCACACCAUGGAGAAGCUAGUAACCAGCGCUUAAAGUCCAGUCUUUUUGUGCCACUAAGCUGUGGAAGAAAUGACAACAUCCAGACCUUCUCAGUUCUAUGCCAAUUGUAUGACGGGGAAAUUGAGACAAAGGCAAAAAUCCAGACGUUUCUGUUAUAAGCUUGUACUCUGAAAGCAGCAGUCUUCUUCCAGGUGUGGUGCUUAGGGGUGCUUGUGCUGACCUGUGGAUCUCUCCUACUUGUUCAUUCUGAACAAUUCCCAGGUGAGACAUGACUCAUUGUGUUGUGUUGUGUUAUAAUUGCACUCAGAAUGAUUGUCACAGCCAUUACAGGUCUGGCAAGUGGACUAGAUCAUUUGUCUUGUCUGUUCCUAGGUCAGAGGCUUCUGUGCAUCUUCACAGCAUAUUGUCUGUUAUCUAAAGUGUGUAUUUAUUGACAAUAAAAAAUACAUAUAUACUGGUGCCACGUACGCAUAAAUGGAGUUAGACGAGUACUGCAAGUGUGUUUGUGUGUCUGUAUCCUUGUCAACAGAAGAUAAACACGGAAGUUUUUUAAAAAAAACUUGGUUUCCAAGCUGUGUGUUUUUAAUAGAUGUUUUAUUAGAUAACACGAAUGUAAGCUGUAAUCAAUCUCUCACUUAUUACCCCAGGCUCGGCGGUGUGGGGCUGCAGGACUUUUCAAGGGGCUGUGUUCUUUAAUUCUCUUUCUCACAUUCCAGUACUUUCCCAUGUCAGUCUGUCCCUGUAGCAGGAGUGGAGGGAAGGAGUUCUAAGGUGUUGCGAUUCUGGGUCAGGUACCGCCAGUCUUAACACAAUGUGGGGAAAUUUCGUACUGCCUGUGCCUUUGGAAUCCAGUCUAGAGCCACUUGCCUUUCGGUUGAGGGUGGGUCUGUCGCGCUGUGCGUGGCUGGGGUACAGCUGCCCGUCACACCGUUAAUUGCUUUGAGUUGCAGGUUUUUUCUUUUU